AUGAUUGAAAACGUAAUAAUGGAUAGUGUUGCUGAAACUCACUCGUCGGGCAAUUGUUCGCCUGGAGCCGCGCGCCAGAACGAGGACCCCAACGAGGAAGAUCAACGAGUUGCCUUCCUGGACAGACGCCGCGAUAUGCUCGCCCAUCGACUCACAGCAACUUGUGGAGCCGGACACCAUGCGGACUACCCAGAAACACUGUACCACGGAGCUCAGCAGCCGCAAAGGCACAAACCAGAACAUCAUUUACGAGGAUCAUACUUCACGACAGCCACGCCAAUCCAAAACCAGUGGACCAGGGAGCUUCUUGGCAGCACAGAAACAAACGAGAACAUCAUUUGCGACGUCAAAGUCAACAGCAGCUACGUCAAUCCGAGAACACAGUACCUAGGAGCUCAGCAGCAGCACAGAAUUCAUAGCAGCCACGUCAAUCCGAGAGCACCGUGCCAAAGACCGUUUACGAGGUCAAAAUCAACGACAGCCACGCCAAUCCGAGCGCGCUUUGCCAAGCAACACAGCAGCCGCAAGGAGACAAACGAGGACACUAUUUACGAAGGCCCAGCCAACGACAACCACGCCAAUCCGAGAGCCGGCUGGAGCGAAGAAGGCAGCUCGGCUCACAGCAACAAACUGGGCUCGAUGGAACUCUCAAGCCUGCUCGAUCCAUGCAAAUUCCUGCGGGAAGUCAAUGUUGGAACCAUGACGAUACACCGAAACGCCCAGCCUCGCCAGGAGACGAAUGGAGGUGCUGAGAAGGUCAGCGGCUGCAAAGAAACUCACGAGAGCAGCAUCUACGGCUUCGAAAACUCAAUUGAAGUCCAAAUUCCCGCAUAUCUGUGGGUCAGGGUAGCUGUGUGCAAUCUUUGUUGUCGGCACCAAACCCGCCGGGAAACUGCGACGUCGCAGAUGUCUUCGAUACGGCCAUUUGAGGUGGCGACAAACAGUGCUUGCAUCUCAAAUCUAUCACAUGCCGUCUUCGAAAUCAACAUUGCCGAUCGCAAUACGCCGCAAGAGCAUUCAAAUCUCGAAGAAAAAUCACCUACCGUCUUCGAAGUUAACAUUUUCAACUACACUGCUAUUCCAGCGUUCACAGACAGCUUUCUCAAAUAUUGUAGAAACAAAGAUCGCACUUCGCAUCGCCUCUCUUUGCCUUUCCUUCCUCCAGAUCGAAGUAAAUUUGCAGGUAGGUCUCUUGCUGAAAUCAAAACACACUUCUCCCUCUUUCCUCUUAGAUCUCCGCUGAGAUCUCCGACCUGCUCCUCCGUCUUCGUAGUGGUAUGCAAAUCUUUGUCAAGACUCUCACCGACAACACUAGGCCGCACCAUCUCUGAUUACAACAUUCAGAAGAAAUUUUUGUCAAGACUCUCACACUGGAAGUGGAAUCAUCAGACACCAUCGACAACGUCAAGCCGAAGAUUCAAGACAAGGAGGGAAUCCCACCAGACCAGCAGCGUCUCAUUUUCGCCAGCAAGCAGCUCGAGAGAACUGCCGCACUCUCUCCGACUACAACAUCCAGAAAGAAUCCUCGCCUCUCCUCCGUCUCUCCUCCCGCCAGAAAAAAAAAUGGCACAUACAUUCGCCUCCCCAGCCCGCGAACAGACUCCUCUGGCCUCCCACCUGCGCAUUUUGGAAGAACAUACAUAUUACCACCAAGUCGCGGAGAGCAUGCAAUUCAAACGCACCAAAAUUUCCCAGAUUCAGACGCUGCAGCAUAAAAUCACGGAAGCGUUCGGACACAUUCAUAACGCGCAAAUCAAUCUUUACGCUUACAAUCGCUGGUUUCGCGAGCAUUAUCCAGCAGCAUAUGCGGAGUUUUUGGCCUCGUUUGCGGAGAGGGAGAGGUUGGAGGAGUGUUUGGAGGUUGUGGAGCAGGAUAUUUCGAAGCAGAAGGGUAUCGUGGAGUCGAUUUUGGGGUGUUGGCCGGAGUUUGGGUGGAGGUUUGGGACGAAUGGGUCGUUGAGUCCGGGGUUUUGGUCGAUUGCUAUGUUGAGGAAGUUGGCGUUUUUAGCGAAGAGGGGGGAGUGUGAGUAUGUGGUGGCGUGUGUAGAGGAGGCGGUAAUGGAAAGGGUAAGGGAUCGGGUGGGAAGAGCUGGGGUGCCGAGAGAGCCGAGGGUGAUGAGUUGUGAUUUGGAAUCGGUCAGAGGGAGGUUGGAAGAGGAGGAGAAGGCUGGAGGAGGAGAGGAGGGGAGGGGGAGUGUUCGGGUAGGGGAGAAGAGGAAGAGGAAGGGAAGAUUGGCUGCGCCGAACUGGGCUGCUCGAGAUGCCUAUAGGGCAAAAUUUCAGGCUGGUCAGUAUGGCAGUAAUGCUAGGGAGGGGGAUGGAGGAUUGGGAGAGGAAGAAGAAGACGAAGAGCCAGUGGAUGAAGGAGGAGAAGGAGAUUCCGUGGAGGGAGGUCGGGCGGGCGGUUCUCCGCUACAAGAUGCCUCCUCCGUCGCCGCUCAGGGCGGCGAUGGCGAGGACGACAACGACGACGAAGACGAAGACGACGAUGAUGAAGAUGAGGACGAGGAUGAGCCAGCACCACCACCAGCGCCGCCAAAGAAGAAGACCCGCGGCCCGAACAAAACCGGGCCUCUCGAUGCUGCCGAAGAGCAGACUUUGCUGCGCCUUUUGAGGCGAUACCAGCCCGCUUCUGCUCGGGUGGAUAGUGCUCGCAAGAGCAUUAUUCGAGAUCUGUCGUAG
Molecule: messenger RNA, 2682 nt
Organism: Pseudocercospora fijiensis CIRAD86
Lineage: Eukaryota; Fungi; Ascomycota; Dothideomycetes; Mycosphaerellales; Mycosphaerellaceae
Exons: 10
Coding region: 1-2682 (893 amino acids)
Source: RefSeq, a predicted model, not a curated record